Molecule: messenger RNA, 10218 nt
Organism: Cyprinodon variegatus (sheepshead minnow)
Lineage: Eukaryota; Metazoa; Chordata; Actinopteri; Cyprinodontiformes; Cyprinodontidae
Product: apolipoprotein B-100-like
Exons: 26
Coding region: 47-9967 (3306 amino acids)
Biological process (GO): triglyceride mobilization; lipoprotein transport; cholesterol homeostasis
Cellular component (GO): mature chylomicron; very-low-density lipoprotein particle; low-density lipoprotein particle
Molecular function (GO): low-density lipoprotein particle receptor binding; cholesterol transfer activity
Source: RefSeq, a predicted model, not a curated record
AGAGAAAGAGGGAGACUCUCUGUAUCCUGCAGAAGCUGAACCCAUCAUGUGGGGUAACAAGCUCUGCCUUUUGCUGCUCCUGGGCACCUAUACCCAAGCCCAGCAAGAUUUAGGAGGUUUGGAGGAACAAUCAGUUUGCUUUUUGGCCAAAAGGUACAAGAACUUUAGGCGGUUUGUGUACAACUAUGAAGCUGAGACCUUUAACAGUGUAAAUGGAGCCUCAAAUGAGAAGAGUGGACCCAAAGUCUCCUGUACAGUUGAGAUUGAUGUGCCUCAGACGUGUCGAUUCAUCCUCAAAACAACAGACUGUUCUUUGAGUGAGAUUGUUGGUGUGGAUGAUGGGGGGAAUCCACUGUACCGUCCUGCAGCUGGAGCCAAGGAUUUCAAAGCUGCCAUGGCCAAGAACACCUUGAAGGUUGCGGUGGAAGGACACGCUGAUGUCAAGCUGUUCCCUGAAGAUGAUGAGCCGGUCAACAUACUCAACAUCAAGAGGGGAAUCGUGUCUGCUCUCUUAGUGCCUGAAAUGAAUGAGGAAGAGACAAAAGAAAUGCCCACUGUGCAUGGAGUCUGCUCCUCUGAGCUCACCGUCAACCAUGGAUUGGACACUGCUACCGAAGUGACCGUCAGUAGGGAUCUGUCCAAAUGCGAUGGGUUUGUUGCUCACAGGCAGAAUACCAGCCCACUGGCCCUCAUCUCAGGCAUGAACUACCCUCUGUCCAAACUGAUCAGCAGCUCUCAGACCUGUAACUACAAGUUUGACAACCAGAAGAAGCACAUGACCAGUGGCUCCUGCACAGAAAAGCACAUCUUCCUGCCCUUCUCCCACAACAAAGAAUAUGGAAUCUCUGCUGUUGUGAGCCAAACUGUGACACUGAGAGAAACUUCCAAGAUCAAUGACAGAAUCUUUGACCACAAUGAGGCUACUUUCAAGACCCUGCCCAUGGAUGUUGUUGAUGACAAGUCCCCACUGCAAACCAAGGAUGCCGUUAUUGCCACAAUGCAGAAGCUUAACACUCUAUCAAAGACAAAUGAGGGUGAGGAGCGUGCUGGCCUCUUCCGCAAGCUAGUGUCUGAGAUGCGCAGCCUCAACUCUGACAUCCUUACCUCAAAUGUGAACGAGAUGAUGUCCAUCUCCAGAGAUCUUACCUGGCAAGCUCUAGUUCAGUGUGGCACUCCAGAAUGCACCAGCAGCAUGCUGAAGAUACUCAGAAACUUUGACCAUGCUUCAUAUGAUGUUGAUGCUUUCGUCUAUGCCCUUGGAAUGAUGUCAAACCCUUCUCGCUUGAUGGUGCAAGACUUGCUAGAAAUGGCUAAGUACAAGCAGAGCAAACCCAUCAUGUAUGCACUGAGCAAUGCAGCCAGGAGAUUGUACAAAUCUGAAGGAGUCACCCCAGAGAUCACUGCUGUUUAUGAGUACAUGUCAUCCCUCCUGGGUGCAGAUUGUGCAGGCGAAAAAGAGCUGACAUUCAUGACCCUAAGGGUUGUUGGUAACAUGGGUGAUGUAAUGGAGGCCGCUGACCCUGAAAUUAAGAACACCUUGCUGAAGUGCAUGAGACAGCCCUCGACCACAUUGUCAGUACAACAGGCAGCUAUCCAGGCCUUCAGGCGCAUGUCUCUGACCGAUGAGGUCCGCUCCAACCUCCAGAGGGUCAGCCAGUAUCACAAGGGUGCCGUGCAGAAACGUCUGGCUGCUUACCUGAUCCUCAUGAGGGAUCCCCAGGACAGUGACAUAGACAUGGUGAAGAAGCUGCUAAAUGAGGAGCAGAACAUGCAGAUCAAAGCUUUUGUGUCCACCCACAUCUACAACAUUAUUAGCUCAAAUGAAACAGAGGCAAAAAAUCUUGGUGACAGAAUACGCCGCGUUUUGAUGGACACUGAUAUCUCCACGCAUAACGACUACACCACAAAGUCACGCAACUACAAACUUGGGAUUGCACAUGAGAACAUGGAGGCUAGUAUUCAGGGUAAUGUCAUUUUUGAUCCCAGCAACCAGCUGCCAAGGGAAGUCCUGUUGGAAACCACUCUAAAAGCUUUUGGCUACAACUUGGAUAUUUGGGAGCUUGGUAUGGACGGAAAAGGCUUUGAGCCAACCAUCGAGGCUCUGUUUGGAAAGAACGGUUUCUUCCCUGAUACCAUUUCUAAGGCUCUGUACUGGGCUGGGGGCAAACUGCCACCGGAGGUUAAAACAUUUUUAGAUAAAUAUUUUGUCAUUUCGACAGCAGGAAAGCAAAAUGUACCUGAAAACCUUGUGGGAGAAAUAAUUGGCAAUUUCAACAAGCUGUUGACCAAUCUGCAGAGUCAAGAGUCCCCAGAGGCUAUGGCCUACUUAAAGAUCAUGGGUGCUGAACUUGGUUACAUCAAGGGCAAUGAUUUGAAGUUUAUUGUUGAAAAUGCAGUCACUAACGCAAGAGCUUUCAUGCACCAUGCUAAGUUUCCCCUUAAUAGAUUCCCGAACUUUGACACAGAGAUGUUUGCACACUACAUCUUCAUGGACAACAAAUUCAUCUUGCCAACGGGAUCUGGUUUGCCCAUGACAUUUGCCCUAUCAGGAACAUUUGCUCCUGGUGCAAAAGGAGGCCUUCACUUCAACCCUAACAUGAAGGAGCUAGUCUUCAGUCCCUCUGUUGGAGUUGAGUUCCUGACCCAGAUGGGAGUCCACUUCCCUGAAUAUGUUGACUCUGCUAUUGAGAUGCACACCAACAUGUUCCACGAGAGUUCCCUCAAUGCCAAGAUCACCAUGGAGCAGAAUGAGAUCAAGCUCUCAAUCCAAGCUCCAAAGGGCACCACAAAACUCUUUAGAAUCAGCAACAAAGUUGUGAUUAUGGGUGCUGAACAAGCCACAAUAAUCCCACACAGUGAGGGUGAAUCACAGUGCAGCCCUCUCUUCUCUGGAAUCAAUUACUGCACCAAAAUGCAUCAUGCUGAUUCCCAGGACAGGAAUGCUGCUCCAUACUUCCCCCUGAAUGGAGAGACAAGUUUUGCCAUUGACAUCAAACCUACUAACGAGAUCUCGGAGUACACAGCUAGUAUUGCCUAUGAACUUCUUAGUGAAGGAAAGGAUGGCCGCCAGAAGGUGGAUUCCUUGAAGAUGACCCUGAGAGCUGACGGUGCUGAGCCCAAAGAGGCCACAGCUAUCAUGAAAUACAACCGGAACAGGAACAUCUUCACUACUCAAAUCCUGAUACCUGACAUCGAUGUUGAGACUGGAAUUAAGAUUGGCAUGACAGAGAGCAGUUCAAAGGGCAAAUCCCUCACCAUCGAGCUGUCUAACAAGAAUGUGCCACAGCUAUCUCUGACUGGUCGUGCCAAACUUCAAGCCAUGAAUAAUGGGAUGCUUCAGGUUCAACUCGUGGUGCCAUCCAUGAAGAUUGAUGCCACCCUUGGUGCUACUGUAAUGAAGACCGAUGGGCUCACCUUGCAGAUCAAGAGUGAUGUCAAGCUCCCAGAGAUUUCCUCUGUUCAGGCAGUAACCUUCAAAUAUGGUGAGAAGGAAACUGAGGCCUAUUUGACAUCCAAUGUAAAUGCUGAUACAAAGAUCCCAGUGCACUACGCUGAAGCCAUCCAGUCAUGGCUCACAAGGCUUUCCAAGGACCUCCUGGAAAAGAAGGUUGUGAAGACAGACAUGAAACUCCGUCACAUAGUCAACAAAGGAAUUGAGGCCAGCAACAUCUGGAUUGACAAAAUCUCUGAGGGUUGUCCUUAUAUGAAGAAUCUGAUGGACAACAUUGUAGAACUUGAAUUACCAUCAAUACCUGAAGUCUUAUUUUUGAAUUUUGAAAGCAAACUCAAAUACCAGUUCAACCAGAACCAUUUCAUGAUGACCGUCCCUCUGCCUCUUGGUGGAAAAUCAUCUGAGGAACUAAGGAUUCCACCUGUUGUCACAGUCCCACACAUCUCUGUUCCCCAGCUGGGACUAGAGGUUGCCUCACAGGACAUCCAAAUUCCACGUUUUACAAUCCCGACUGAACAAGACAUCUCUCUCCCUCUAAUGGGACUGUUUGAAGCGUCUGCCAAGGUCAACAGCAACUAUUAUGACUGGGAGGGACUGAUUACAGCUGGCAAUAACACCGCUGAGUCUCCUGAAUACGUGGCUAGGUUUAGUGUCAUGGCUGAAAGUCCAAUCAAACUGCUUUCCUUCUCAACUGAGGGGGCCACCAAAAUCACAGACACAGACAAAGAAACCAUUGAAGUCACAGUUGAUGGAUCCCUGAGGCAUAUGCUAAUGAACACAGGUUUCAGCGUGCUGGAAAGCGUUUCUGUCAAAGACAAUGUACUGACAACAGGUCGUUAUAACAUCUAUGCUACUGCUGCUCCAGUGGGUCUAGACACAUCUAUGACCAUUACCACCCAGUUCACUCUUGAGCCAGAUGCUUUCUUUGGAGACGUUAACACAGAUGGCAAUAUCAACAUUGGGCCUAUGGUUGCCACAACAACUUAUCUCUACACCUUCUCUGUUAAGCCAGCCAUGAAAGAAGCAAAAAUGGACAGUAGCCUAAUGGUGAAAUCUGACCUGAUGAAACUAUCCCACAAGAUAAAAGCCUUUUAUGAGAAUGAUGAGCUUUUGUUUCAAUCAACCAGCAGCUUAGAAUCUGACCCAGUCAAGCACACCACAAAAAUCAAUCUUAACUACAAGGAUGUCAAACUCACCAUUCAGUCUGACUCUGUUACCAAGGCUUUUGAGAAGAUGAUUCUUAACCAGUUGGCAUUUUCCAUGUAUGAAGGACAAGCUUCCCUCAGGAUUGAGAACCAAGCUGAUGACACACAAAACCGUGUAUACUCCUUAUUUACUGGAACAAUGAACCCAUCUGGUUUGGAAAUCAAUGCUGAUGCCUCCAUGAAGAUCUUCUCUAGCCUUGCUUCUCACAAAGCAACCCUGUCCCUGAGCACAAAUGGCUUGACCACUAGCUGCACAACAACUGCCCAGCAUAGUCCAUUCGUAUUUGAGAACAUUUUCCAUGGUGGAAUUGGUUCCUCUGGUGCCACCAUGUCUCUUAAGACAAAGGGAGCCAUUGAAGAAAACAAGGCUGAGCUUAACAUUGAGGGGAAGGUUUCCAGCACAGAAGUGUAUCUCAACAGCAUGUAUGAAGGUAGCUUGUUUGACAUCAGUGGGCGGAACAGAGUGAACCUCAGGCUGAAUGAAAAUGGGCUGGUUUGCUCUAAUAACAUGGUGGGAUCAUUUAGGGAGAUGAGGACUGAAAACACACAUUCCCUGUCUCUUACUUUAAAAUCGUUUACCCUUCAAACCAAAACUGACAACUUCCUUGAUGAGAGAAACUCCUACAUGCACGAUAUCACAGUCAACAUGGAGCAUUUUACAGCCUCAGCUAUGGUGAAAAAUGAACUAAAAGUCAUGGCAGUCCAUUUUGAGAAUAAUGCCCAAUUCAAAGCAGAACCCUAUGACAUAGAGCUGGCUGGGGCACUGACUGGAAGCUUCUCAGAGGAAGAGCUCAAACACAUCUAUGAAAUCAAGUUUGUUGACUUAGUCUUGUCUGCAAAGUGCAAUACUAAUGGAAAACUCUUGGGAUCGCACAUGACACAUACCACUGACAUGGAAGUUAAUGGUCUGGCUAUCAAGUUCAGCAAUGUGGCCAACUUCAACUCACCAUCUCUUCGUGUGGACAGUACAGUUAAAACUACCGCUGCUCCCCUCAUGCUUGACGUUGAUGCCAUCUUCAACUCAAACGGUGAGAUAAAUAUGUUUGGAAAGCAUAGUGGUGAACUCUACAGCAAAUACCUCCUAAAAGCAGAACCAGCAGAGUUUGCACAAUCAUUUGAGUACAGAGCUUCAAGCAGCCAUGAGAUGACAGACCGACCAACUGUGAAGACCAACAUGAACAACAAGCUCAACAGCUUGCUAAACCUGGAAGAACAAAUGGUCUCACUGGAGAUGACAUCCACUGUAAACGAACACACUUUUAAACAAGAACUGAGUGCCUAUAACAAUGCAGACAGAAUUGGUGUUGAGAUGAAGGGAGAAGUCUCAACUCCCUUCCUCAGCGAAGCCAAACAAGACUAUGCCAUCUCUGGAUUUGUGAAGUAUGACAAGAACAGUGACAGCCAGUUUAUUCAGAUCCCGUUCAUCGAGAACCUUCCCACGGUCAUUGAAAACAUGAAAAGUACAAUGAUUAAACUGAUAGGUCUCAGCACUGAGAUGCUCAAAGACAUCAACACAAGGUAUGAAAUCAGUGCUAAGAUUCAGUCCAAAAUUGAAGAAAUAAGGGAAGCGCUUGACAGUUUUGACAUUGCUCUUUUUGUCCAAGACCUGAAAAGGUUUAUCGCACCUGUGGAGAAGUUCAUCAUGAAACUGACUGCCCAGUUCCCUUCUGACAAAGUCAUUAAUCUUUUGACAUCUAUCAAGGAAACUAUUGUGGUUGAAAUUAAGAAUUAUAACAUUCCAACAAGGUUCAAGGCAAUUUAUAACAAAAUAGAAGAGUUUCUGUCUAAUUAUGAGAUUGAAAAAAUAAUUGGGACCAUCAUGGAUGAGGUUGUAAAAGUUAUGAGGCAGUAUCAGAUCAGAGAAAAGUUGCAACACACAUUUGAGGCUAUCCGAUCAAUUGACAUCCAGCCUAUUGUUAACAAAGCUAUGGUCCCAGCAAAGGAGCUUUUGAAUGAGCUUUACUCCAUUGACUUCAAACAGCUUAUUGAUGACAUGAGUGCCUUCUUCACAAGAGAGAUCCAGAAAAUUAAGUCAUAUGAUUAUGGUGCACUUGCUAGGGAAAUGAAAGACAAAGUGGCAGAGAUGAGCAAGAUUCCUUGCUUUGGCAAACUCUAUGGUGGGUUUGAAGUUAACUCCCCUCAUUACAGCCUCAUGACCACAGCUGAGCUGGAGAACACAACAACCACAGCAGCCAGACCUGAAUUUAAAUUAAGCCUGAACUCACGGGCCGAUUCUACUCUUAAUGUGCUUGACUUUACUGUGGAUGCCUCUGCACAUUUUGCUGCCCCCAAAAUGAGCCGUCUGACCAUGUCUGAAUCCAUCAAUGUCAAACAGUCUUCCUUCACACUUGAACAUAAGGGAAUGAUGGAUCUGUAUGGCCUAUCAACUCAAGCCUCUGCUGAAACCAUUGCAAAAGCAACAUAUGAGCUCUAUGAUGCAGAGCUUGUCAACAAUGCAUUCUUUGCUCUGGAAAAUGGAGUCUCUGCCAAAAUGGAAACUGCCUACAAACACGACCUCAAGUUCCCACCCCUAAACAUCCAGAGUGAAAUGAUGAUUGAUCAGAAGACUAUAUUUGGGAUUGAAGAUGCCAGCAUCAAGCUCACUAUUAAUAACGUGGCCAAUGAAAAAUACAGUAUUUGGGAUUUCUCAGAUGAAGCAACCCACAAGAGUGACCUCAACCUAGAAAUGGAUCUCCAGAACAUCAAAGUGACCUUCACUGGUGACACAAGCAGCUACCUUUUAAAGGCUAAGGAAAGUUUUGUUGCGGAAAUUAAUAUUUUCCGUCAUGUCCUGAUUGAUGCCAAGUUUGAGACUGAUACACCUUUCAUGAAGGGCAGUGUGGCAGAGCUAAAGCUUCAGGCCAAGGCUGAAGACAUGAGAAUUUAUCUCUCAGCAUCUCAUGAUGCAGAACUGGUCGGGAACAUUGAGGGAACACUUUCAAGCUCUCUCCUAACAUUGGUCUCAGCAACAGAGCUUACAUUUGAUAGUAAGAACAAAGGAAAGGGCAAGGUUGUUCUUCCAUUCAAGCUGUCUGGAAAAUUUGACCUCCAGAAUGACAUUGUUUUUACUCUGAACUCAGAAAUGCACCAAGCACGCUGGGUAAGUCUGGGACGGUUCAAUCAGUAUAAAUACUCCCAUCUGUUUGCCCUGGAGAAUGGAGAAAAUGAGAUUAACAUCCAAUCACAAAUCAAUGCCGAAGCAGAUCUGGAUGUGUUGAAGGAACCAAUCUCAAUUCCUGAGAUAACUCUACCAUACUUUGGCAUGAAGACACAACGAGUGGAGGGCUUUUCUCUGUGGGAAAACACUGGCCUGAGCAACAUCCUAACGACAACUCAGCAGACUCUGGACAUCAACUCCAAAUUGACUUAUAUUAAGAACCCUGACAUGAUCACAAUUGACAUUAAUCUGGAUCCACUCAUUCGUGCCAUUAAUACAAACAUGAGGGCACUACACAAGAAAAUGCUCAUUAGCAAGGAUAAAGCUGCGACCAUUCUUGCUUCAUCUUACAACAAAGCAAUGUCAGAGUAUGAAAAAUACAGCAUUGAGUUGCCUAAAACCAUUGUAGUACCUGCCUACAAAGUUCCAGUAAUGAAUGUUGAGAUGUCCUCCUUCACAAUCCCCUUACCUGAUGUCACACUAGUCACAAUGCCCUCACUGCACAUCCCAUCUGCACUCAGCAAACUGACUGUUCCAAAAAUCACCAUACCUAAGGUUCAGAGCAUUAAGAUCCCAUUGAUGGGUGACCUGACUUAUAAGUUCUCCAUGGAAACAGCAAUGAUCACACUUAAAACUGAUGCCAGCAUCCUCAACCAGGAUGGCCUGAAGGUCAGAUUUGAUGCCUCGUCAACCUCUGGGUGUGAAAUGCUGACGGGGAAAAUUGAGGGUAACACCAAUGUUAACACAGUGGGUGAAUUUCAAAUGGCCUCCCUCCUUUCUGUAAAACAUGUAAUGCUUGAAGGAAAUCAUGAGAGCACCAUCACCUUGAGUUAUGAAAAUAUAGAUACCGAUGUGAGCAACUCAAUUAAGGUCCUUUUGCCUUCACUCACUAUGGAAAUCAACCAGGACAUUAAAGGAAAUCCAGUAGAUGGUCUUGUUGUCUCCAUGUCCACGCCCUCUGCAGGCCAUCUUGGUGUACAGCUGCAGACCAAGCGGCCUGCACAAGUUAAAGCUCGACUCUAUGGUCGCUACCCGACUGAACCAUCAACAGACAUCAACAUCCUGGGUCUCAAGAUGUCAGUCGUGAACUCUGAGAAGCUGAGCCUUCAGACGACCUGGAACAUGGAGAUGCCAUAUGAGAUGAUGCUGGGACUGAAGAAACAGGUUCCCGGUGCCAUAGAAAUGGUUUCUGAUACUGCCGUCAAGGUGUACAACAAGAUCAGCAGACAUAUUAGGAGUUUCAAGGGCUCAUUUGAAAGGUUCAGAAAGCAGGGUAAAGUAAUGUUCAAGAAGGCUGUGGAAAACCUAGCGGCAGUUAGCUCUUCUGAUUUUAUGACAGCUACCACAGAUAAGAUCAUUAAGAUUCUGAAACAGUCCCAGAGGAAGGUUGAGCUUAUUCUUGAUGCUGUGAUUAAAUUUUUGAGGCAGACCAAGUUCCAGAUUCCUGGCUAUGAACAAAGGCUCUCUGGACUUGAGAUCUACCAGAAAUUCAACACUUUUGUUGCUGAUGUUUCUGAGGAGGCGAUUGAAAAGCUUCCUCAGUACAUUGCCACCAGCUUUUCCUCAGUUUUUGAUCAUGUCCAAGCCAUAGAAUUUACCAUCCCUGGAUCUAACCGCAUCAUCACAGGGAAAGAGCUCUCAGAUGACCUACUGCUGGCUUUGGGUAGAAUUCAAGAGCAGCUGAUUGUUAACCUGAGGAAACUAGGAGAAAUCAAAGUGGAGGAUAUCAUUGACAAAUUUUCAGAAUUCCUCCAAUUUAUUGUUGAACAAAGUGAACGGUUUAUCCAAACUCUAAAAACCCAGAAUGUUGAGAACAUCUCCAAUGCUGUGGUGGAUGCGUACCAUAAUGCCAUGAAAUCCCGUUUCCUGGCCACUGUUGCCAAGCAGGUUGAUGAAGUGUACAUAAUCAUAAAAGAAUAUCUCAAAUCUGUGAUUGAUAAAAUCCACAGCAUUGUGGCUGACAUCUCAACUGAACAGCUUAGAGAAGACAUUCAGUCCUGGAUUGACUCAUUUGUGAAACGUAUCAACACUUUACACAACAGUGUAAUUAGGAACCUGAAAGAAAAAAGCAAGAAUAUUGAACCAUACGUGAAAGUAAGUGAUAGACAGGUAGAGGUUGACAUUCCUUUACCAUUUGUUGCUAGAUUCAACUAACUCACCAAGAGAGCCAAACUGAUAGAUAAGUAUUUGAAUUAGCUACCUUUCUGCCAUAAGCAAGCAACACAAUAAUUUAUUGUCAGAAGCAAACUAAACUCUUCAUAUGGAUUUCUGUUCUCACAAUGCUUAACUUUGUGCUGUUUUUUUCCCUCAUAAUUUUGUUUUUUCAUUGUAGACCCACAGUUGUUCUGAUUCUCCUUUGUUUCUUGUCCUAUUUAAACCUAAGUGGUCAUCAAUAAACUGUUUGU